UCAGCCGCAGAAGAACGCGGUUUGAAGGAAAAGUUGUAAAACUUUUUUUUCUUCCAUCCAAAAAAUACCCCACCAUUAGAAGUUCGAAAAUCCCCAAAUAGCCUAGUUCGGUAUUCGUUACCAGAGGGCGAACAUACCUUUUCGCCCAUGCCGUACUGUAGCUCUACCACUGCCGAGGCAAAUCAUCAAGUUGUAUUACAGGGCCCAUGACGGCCUAGUCUUGGGGGGAAUUGAUUGCAAGUUUUUAGCGAACGGAUCGGCAUCAAGACGGCUUUUAACCGGCGUGUUGCUAUUGACUUAUCGCGGUGUUUGGAUUGAUUUGACAUUACCCUUUCACCACUCGGAGCACAUGCUAAUGUUGGAUUGUUGAUUAAUUGUGACAGUGGAACGGUGGUCGUCAAUGGACACGAUUUGUUUUAAUUAUAGACAUUUAUAAACAUUUUAUUAGGUAUUCUGUUUCUGACAGACUGGAACCUGAUGCCGAACUUUUCAGAAUUUAAAAACGACCCUUUGACGGGGUCGUGGGAUUGCAUUUUGUAGAGCAUCCAAUAAUGGAUGCUAGCUUUUAUUUUGUGCAUCAAGACGACAGCAGUCAAGAAUUAGAUGACCAGAUUGUGCCAAGCUCUAAACUUACUCUUUUCCAUGAUCAGAAUGCAGCUUUGCCAUUUAUAACAGCCUCUGCAACGAAAGUCCUCGAAAGGAACAGAACUUCUUACGUAGGGGAUCUAGUCCAAGUUACCGUGGCGAAGUCUUCAGAAAAACUUCAGGGACUUGUCGGACACGAAUUAUCAACCGAUUCUGUCAGUAACCAGUCUCUUGAAGGAGAAGAGAACAUCAACAGUGACGAGCGUAUCAGUGAUUUUGUGAAAACCAUUCAGAAUUACCGUAAAAGCUUUAGUAGCCCUUACUUUAAUGGUGAUUCUGACGAAUUCUUUGAAGAUAACUCUAAAGAAUCGACUGGAUUUUCAUGUAAAGAAAUAAUCGAGAACUUCGAAAAUUCCAGAAGUGAAGAUUUAGAACACAGUUCAGAAUAUUUGUCACCGAAUAAUAAAUAUUUGUAUCAGGAACAAUAUAAUUCUCGUAAAGAAUAUAAUUUCACACCUGCAUCUAAAAUGUUUAUGGCACAAAGUAGAAUGAACAGUGGCCCACAUGACAGUAUGAUAGGAGGUGGUUUAAAUAACGGUUAUGCUCAACCUGGACAUUUUGGAAACCCAGGCUAUUUUAUGGGUCAGCCAUCGGGCACCCAAUCUAUGUAUAGUUACCCUGAUACGUCUUGUCGGAUGGCAGUUUCUGCAACCGAGCUUAGUCAGAACUUUAACAGAGCGGCUACUUACGAAAAUGAUCUCAGACUUAAUUACCAUAGCCCAAACACAGAUUAUAGUGCGAAUUUUGCUAAUCCUAAUUCCGGGUCUUGUUAUAACAGCCACUGCAACACGGACAUGCGCAUGAGUUAUAAUAACGCAAAUGGCAACUCCAUCGGUGAUGUUAAUUCAGUCAGUUACCCUGGAGGAGUAAAUGGGUACCAUCAAAGUGGUCAUCUUAAUAAUACUCUGUAUCAUCAGCCACAUCAGAAUGCGAAAUCUGAUUGCUCGACUGAUGUAUUUGCCAAGCCCGCUGCAUUUGCAGAACAUUGUUCAAGUGUGCGCAGCAAGGUUGAUAUUUCCAGGCCUGUAAUGCCAUCCAGCCAAGAUGCUGUCUCAGUAAAAACUGAAUUAGUUCGUAAUCACUGUCCAUUUACUCUAAGUGGGAGUACCAAUGGAGCUUAUAAUGCUCCUGAUCAGCAACAUAUGUUUAUGGGAAGUGUCCCAUCAUCGAUAGCCAAAGACGAUUGUUAUAGAUCUCGUAUCCCAUCCACCGCAGUGACUGCUUAUCCAUCAUCAGGACCAGGUCUUCAGCACAACCACCCGGCUCCUCAUCAACAAUUCAUUGAUACAUCAAGGCAGCCAUGUUUCAAGGUAGGGAGCAAUGCUUCAUCAACGAACAAUAUCCCAAAUGCCAAUGGCUCUUACGAACCGCUAACUCCACCACCGUCAGAACCGAAUACAAGCCCUCCAUUAGAAAGCUUACCGAGGAAAACCCCUCCGCCUCCCUAUCCGGCACCAUUUUCCGCAUCAAAAAAUGGAGAACUUCCUACUCAGACAAAGUACAACAGAAGAAACAACCCCGAUCUUGAGAAAAGACGAACGCACUUUUGUAACUUUCCAGGUUGCAAUAAAGUUUAUACAAAGAGUUCUCAUUUGAAAGCCCAUCAACGGAUACAUACAGGUGAAAAGCCGUACAAAUGUUCAUGGACUGAAUGCGACUGGCGCUUUGCCCGGUCCGAUGAAUUGACCCGACAUACGAGAAAACAUACAGGUGAUAAGCCCUUUAAAUGCCGCGUCUGUGAGCGGGCAUUCGCAAGGUCGGAUCAUCUGGCUCUGCACAUGAAACGACACCAGCCCAAACUCAACCGGCCAGCUACCGCAGCUACAGCUUAAGAAGCUCAACUUCAUAAGGAUUGGUAUCCGUAAAAUUGCGUUCCAUCGGUGAGAGCUGAACAUAUUGCUCAUCUUCACCAAGAAUGAGCUGAUUUAUCAGUGAAAUGGAUGCAAAACCGUCCAAAUUAUACAAAUUUCACAAAUCGAGAUGUAGCGAAAAAUUUUUGAAGCAGACUUUCUGCGUUUUCGCAUGGAGUGUGUAGAUACUUCACAUAAAAACUGUAUGGGUUGAAAUGAGUCGUGUCUUUUUCCUUUGAUUUUAUUAUUUCAGUGUGAAAUCCAUAUUUAUGGAUACGUUGGAUUUUGCGAGAACUUUUUGAUUCUGAAUUUUGGUGCACCGAAUUCUAUUAUUUGUGCGAUUCAGUUCGGACAUCAUAUUAUAACUGUUAAAAUGAAGAUUAUGUGAAAAAAAUAGUAAGUUGAAUUUUUUGGUUGCCAUGCUAUGAAAAUUAGUGUUUCCUUACAUUUAAAUAUCAAUUUAUCCCUUGCAAUAGUUAGUUCAAGGAUUUGUUGUUGAAAUUAAUCAGUUUGGUUAAAAUAGUUUUCAAUUUUAUUAUUGACAAUGUGUUUCGAAGUGCCUAUUUUAUUGUUAUAAUCGAUUUUAUAUAAAUGUUAAUUGAAGCAAAUUUUUGGUAGAAAAUUCUUAGAUGAGCACUUGAUAUUCCUGCGUAUAUAAAAUACACACAUUUUACUUUAUUUUAAUAGUCUGCAGCACAAAUAUUAAAUACUUUCGCACUGAUUUGCAAUAAUUUAUAUUCGUGAGUUCAUUUUAAAAAUACUCGCCACAACACUUUGACAUUUUUCACGUAAUUUAACGUUUUCAAGAAUAACGUUUUAAGCAUAUUCUCUGUUUGUAAUCAUUAUUCAUAAGAGAAUGCACAAUGCAUGAUUAGUUAGUAAGCUUUCAGUUGUCUGAAUAGUUAUGUAGCAACUAGUUUGAACUAGUCAGAUUGUUUUGAAGAGAUCAUCUUUAUCUUCAUUCAAAUUACUGCAAUCAUAAAUGUUGAAUUAUUUCAUAUAAAGUUAAAUAAGUUUUCUUGCAAUUUUAAGAUUAGAAAAAUAUUUUGGAAAGCAAAAUAUUUUUUAAACAAAUCUUAUUUUAUUGUUUUUAUCACAUAUGAUUUAACUUUAUUUUACAUAGUGCCGAAAGUUUAAAAAUAUAUUUAAUAUCAAAAACUUCCAGUUUUUUUACGAUGAAAAAUUUAGGCGAAAGCUAGUAACAUAGAUAAGAGAUUUUAUAUUUAAUUACCUACAAAAUUUUACGAGAAAAAUGAGUUAUUUUGAUAGAAAUUUCAAAAUAUUUUUAAAUUGAAACCAUUGAGUUUAUUAAUACCAGUUGUAAAAAUGAUUUUCUUAAUGUUCUUAUAGUAUAGAUUCCAACCUCUGUCUUUUGCUAGAAUAAUGCAAGAUUCAGAAACAAUUUAUGGAUUGCAUUUAAAAAAUUCAUAUAUUUGUUUCAUGAGAAGAAGGUUGUAUUUUCAUUCAUUUUCAGUCCAAUGCGCUUUGUAAAGAAUUAAACAUUUAAGUGAGGGAAUAGAUUUAAUGCCUUAAAAAAAUCUUUGGAUUUUAAACAUUGUAUUUUAGUCCAGUCGAAUUGGCAUGAAAAGUUAUCAAAAUAUAGAAAAAAGACAAAGCUAUUUCAUUGUUUCAAAUCGAGUUGAGUUGGUUAUCUGGUCAUCCAAAACAGACCCCUAAGUGUGAUUCGGAUAUCAUGAAAUCGUGGAAAAAAUGGUGAAAAUUAAAUUUGAAAAAGAAAAAAAUUCUUUGUGGUGAUUUAUUUACAAAAAUUAUUAAAUACUAGUGUUCGCGAGCGAAACGAUCGUCGGAAAAUCAAUUAAUGUUUUAUAAUUGAGAAAAAAUGUUAAUUUCAAAUUAAGUUCUCAUUUUUUGAAAUUGCCUAAUAUGAUGCCUGUUGAAAUCGUACAACAACACAUUUUAAACAGAAUUUAUUUUGGUCUGCGAAUUCUGACUGAUAAGAAAGUACGUAUAGGCAUUUUUCGACAACUUUUUCGCCUACGAAGUUGAAUUUUUUAAAAAAUAAUCCAGAUAUCGAUCUGAAAUUUUUAAUAAAUUCUUCCAUCUUUGUAACUCGUACUCGUAUUCCAAAAAAUUUUCCACAUUAAAGAAAAAAAAAUCAAAGUAAAAAGCUAUCAUAAAAUUUUUCAUUUAAAAGAUCUUUUUCACACCUACACCUUUUUGAUUUAAAUUUUUUCUCUCAGAUACCGAUAGGAAUAUCCGAUCUUUCAACUCACCUCAUAUCCGAUAUCAUCUCCUGAUGAAAACUUAAAAGCCCCGUUUUAGAUAACAAAUUUUAUCUAUUUAAAUCGAUAAAUCUGCUGUUUCGUAUUUUUCUCGUGUAAAAGCAAAAUGCGACCGGAUUAUUUUACGAAAACCAGUAUAUUGUCAAAAAAUUAUGCAAAGAUACUUUGAAGAGUUUUCAUAAAUAAUUUCGUUUUUAAUUUUUAACCCUCUUGUCUCAGAUCCUGUCGAAAUCGUUUUUCUGUUAUUCCAUAUAGUUUGAUGCACGAUGUUAUUAUAACGUCACAUAAGUAUAACAAUUUGAUUGCUUGUUGUAGAAGUAUUUGAAAUUAUUUGCAAAUGUUAUACAUAAAUUGCGAAUAAAUAUGAAUACAGUACAGGUGAAAAGAUCACAGGUAAGAGGGUAUUUAAGAUGAAGCUUAAAAAAGUUUAAAAAUUUAUUUCUACAAAAUUCGUAUUAAUUGUAGUAAAAAUUAUAUUGAACAUCAUCAUUGUUGAAUUAUUGAAUGGGAUUCUCAAAAAUAUUUUUAAAUAUUCCCUCCCAUUGUAAUACCUUAAUUAUAAAUAUUUUGUAUAAAGAAAUCUAUCAAAUGUAUUUUAGGUGAUUAUGUGAAAUAAUUAAAUAUAUUAGUUUGAAUUCAGAAUCGCAAAGAUAGGUCAAAAGUUACGGCAAUAUUGUAAUUCAUAUUAAAAAUUUUAAAAUGGAUCUUUUAUAAAUGAUGUUAGUGACUUUUAAAGAUAUUAAAACUGAAUCUUUUGUAAAUGAUGCUUCUAAAUGGUACUAAGUAAUAUAUAUUUUAGAUUAAACUAUCAUGUUCGAAUUAAUCUUGAGUCCUACAGAAUCACGAAUUUGUUCUGAAUAUCAGAUCGAAUCUGUAAAACCAAACUUAAAAAAUAUUUCCAUUACUUUUAUUUGAUUAUUUAAUUAGUGUUUUUAUUUCUAUGAUUAAAAAUGUUUGAAUUUUUAAGACAUUUUUGUUAGUAAUUCGUUGUCAGUGUUAACAAACACGAUACGUUAGUGCAGUUGUGAAUCUCUUGUGCAAAGUAUUUAUUCGUUAAUUACUCGUCUCUUAUUAAUUACAGUUUUCAUGUGUUAAAAGUUGUUUGUUGUAUCAGUAAUUUGUUUUGAUCUAAAAACAUCGUCAAUGUUACAGUUUAGAUUUGCUGUGUAAAUUUAUAUUCACGUGUUUACAGGUUUUACAUGCGAAAGCAUGUUAAGUUGCACUAAAAAAAAUGUCUUUCACACAAUGUAUAAUUUUUCUAUUGUGCCUUAUUUUUUCACUCAUGAUCUUUUAUUUAAUAGUGCCUUAUAUAUACAUGUAUUCAUGAAUGAUUGGUUGUGAAAUUUGUAACGCAGUUCUGCAAAGAAUUCAGUUGUGUUUUUAUUAAAUGCUCAUGAAGCAAAGUAAAAGCUGUAUUGUUAUGAUUUUUCUAAA
Messenger RNA from Argiope bruennichi, 6172 nucleotides. RefSeq names its product dendritic arbor reduction protein 1-like. The coding region runs from base 552 to 2477 and encodes 641 amino acids. The record is from RefSeq and is a predicted model, not a curated record. Gene Ontology annotation, molecular function: RNA polymerase II cis-regulatory region sequence-specific DNA binding; DNA-binding transcription factor activity, RNA polymerase II-specific. The transcript has 4 exons. Gene Ontology annotation, biological process: regulation of transcription by RNA polymerase II. NCBI's taxonomy places the organism in Eukaryota, Metazoa, Arthropoda, Arachnida, Araneae, Araneidae.